AUGACUCAUAUUAGUUUAAUUCAUGUUAGUAUUUCCCACAACCUGGAAUCAUCAUUAGAACAUCUGAAUUGCGCACUGCAGCGUAUUAAAGUAGCAGAACUUUCGAAUAAACCUUCAAAAUGCCGUUUUGCUCAAGAUCAUGUUCUUUAUCUAAGACGUAUUGUCGGACAAGGUUAUAGAAAACCGUCUGAUAUACGAGCAGUUGCCGAAUUCUCUGUACCUAAGAUCAAAACUGAGAUUAGAGCAUUUUUGGGUCUAGCAGGUUAUUACAGUCGAUAUAAACCAAUAGAUAAUGUGGAAGGUUACUGGUGUUCAACAGGGAUGAGAACCAGAGAAAAUCGCUUAAUUGUGACAAGUUUUAACCAUCAAGAGUUGAGCUAG
Molecule: messenger RNA, 381 nt
Organism: Parasteatoda tepidariorum (common house spider)
Lineage: Eukaryota; Metazoa; Arthropoda; Arachnida; Araneae; Theridiidae
Source: RefSeq, a predicted model, not a curated record